AUGUCGACUGGUCAUUCGGACCAUGCCUAUGACCCCGACAAAUCCCCAGACUCUACUCCGCAGUCCGCUCUGAUGAGCGAGACCGUACACCGGGGAUCGUCGCCCGUCGGCGGCGUCACGAAACUAAUUGUGUCAAAUAAUUCCGCCGCCAUGGACAAAUCAGAUAAUGGCGACACCAAGAUUAAAAAGCGUUCUAUGGAUUAUGUGAUAAGGAGUGGAAUUGCUGGAGGGCUGGCAGGGUGUGCGGCCAAGACCGUGGUAGCGCCCCUCGAUCGCGUGAAGAUUCUCUUCCAGGCGUCAAACCCUCAAUUCGCCAAAUACACAGGCAGCUGGACUGGCCUGGCAGCAGCGAUUCGAGAUAUCAAGCGCACCGAAGGCUUCCAGGGCCUGUACAAGGGCCAUUCAGUGACUCUCCUUCGAAUUUUUCCAUAUGCCGCGAUAAAGUUUCUUGCAUACGAGCAGAUCCGUGCAGUUAUCAUUCCUUCCAGCGAACAUGAGACCCCAUUCCGCCGCUUGGUCUCCGGCAGUUUAGCCGGUGUCACCUCUGUAUGUUUCACAUAUCCACUAGAGUUGAUGCGCGUGCGAAUGGCAUUUGAAACCCGACAAUCGCAUCGCUCAGGCUUGGUGGAUAUAUGGCGGCAAAUCUAUCAUGAGCGUGUUCAACCCCCACCAACAACCAAAUCUGCCGCGGCCGCGCAGUCCUCUUCCGUUGCUGUUGCCGAAAGUGCUUCAUCUGCCGUUUCGAAAGUUGUCCCGCGCACCGGAAUUACCAAUUUCUACCGCGGCUUCUCCCCUACUAUCCUCGGAAUGCUCCCUUAUGCCGGAAUGUCUUUCCUUACGCAUGACACAGUGGGUGACUUGUUCCGCCACCCAAGCGUAGCGCCCUACACUCUCAGAAAAACAACAGAGCCAGAAAACCCCGCGGAUCGACCCAAACGACCGCAGCUCAAUACCACAUCUGAGCUUCUGUCUGGUGCUAUGGCCGGUCUAGUUUCGCAGACUUCAUCAUACCCAGUGGAGGUCCUCCGCCGGCGGAUGCAAGUCGGUGGUGCAAUUGGUGAUGGACGCCGACUCGGCAUUGCAGAGACGGCUCGUACGAUCUGGCUUGAGAGAGGCUUCAGAGGAUUCUGGGUCGGACUAACCAUUGGAUACGUUAAAGUUGUGCCCAUGGUUGCAGUGAGCUUCUACGUUUAUGAGCGAGCAAAGGUGUCGUUGGGGAUCAAUUAG
Molecule: messenger RNA, 1227 nt
Organism: Penicillium vulpinum
Lineage: Eukaryota; Fungi; Ascomycota; Eurotiomycetes; Eurotiales; Aspergillaceae
Product: coenzyme A transporter
Exons: 2
Coding region: 1-1227 (408 amino acids)
Biological process (GO): transmembrane transport
Cellular component (GO): mitochondrial inner membrane
Source: RefSeq, a predicted model, not a curated record